This is a messenger RNA of Lepus europaeus (European hare), 1458 nucleotides long. RefSeq names its product keratin 39 (gene KRT39). Gene Ontology annotation, molecular function: structural molecule activity. The coding region runs from base 1 to 1458 and encodes 485 amino acids. The transcript is spliced from 7 exons. Lineage: Eukaryota; Metazoa; Chordata; Mammalia; Lagomorpha; Leporidae. The record is from RefSeq and is a predicted model, not a curated record.
AUGGAUACCAAGGGCUGUGCAACAACUACCUCCUCUUCAACCUCAUGCCAAAACUGCUCUAGGACUACAAACGUUAUCAAUUCCAGCAACACCUGCCAUCGUGGUGGUCUGAAGGCCAACAGCUGCCGCGUUCUGAGAACUGUCCAGGUCCUGGGUUGCCAGCCCACUCCUUGCUUUUGUCGCAGACCCAUCUACCUAGUAAAUAACUUUAGUGCCUGUCCUUCUCUGGAUGACUGGGGCUGCUGUGGCGAAGGCAUCAACAGCCAUGAGAAAGAGACCAUGCAAAUCCUGAACGACCGCCUAGCUAACUACCUGGAAAAGGUGCGAGUGCUGGAACAAGAGAAUGCCCAGCUGGAGGGGAAAAUCCAGGAAGAGUGCAGCAGAGAGCUCCCUGUCUUGUGUCCCGAUUACCUGUCCUACUACUCUACCAUUGAGGAGCUCCAGCAGAAGAUCUUGUGCACCAAGGCUGAGAAUUCCAGACUGGUCUCACAAAUUGACAACACCAAACUGGCUGCAGAUGACUUGAGAGCCAAGUAUGAGGCGGAGGUGUCCCUGCGCCAGCCUGUGGAGGCCGAUGCCAACAGCCUACGACAGAUCCUGAAUGCACUGACCCUGGCCAAGGCUGACCUGGAGGCACGAGUCCAGUCUCUGAAGGAGGAGCUCUUCUGCCUCAAAAGCAGCCAUGAAGAGGAGGUUAAUUCCUUACAGAGCCAGCUUGGGGACAGACUCAACAUUGAAGUGACUGCUGCCCCUUCUGUUGACCUAAACCGGGUUCUACAAGAAAUGAGAUGUCAGUAUGAGUCCAUCAUGGAAACAAACCGUAAAGAUGUGGAACAAUGGUUCAAUGCGCAGAUGGAGGAGCUGAAUCAAGAAGUGGUGACCAGCUCUCAACAGCAGCAAUGCUGUCAGAAGGAGAUCAUAGAAUUGAGACGUACCAGGAAUGCUCUGGAAGUUGAACUGCAGGCUCAGCACCGAAUGCGGGAUUCCCAGGAAUGCAUGCUGACUGAGACGGAGGCCCGCUACACAGCCCUGCUGACCCAGAUUCAGAGUCUGAUCGACAACCUGGAGGCUCAGCUGGCAGAGAUCCGGAGUGCCCUGGAAGGACAGAACCAAGAAUACGAGAUUCUGCUGGAUGUCAAGUCCCGGCUGGAGGGCGAGAUCGCCACAUACCGCAGCCUUCUGGAGAGCUCAGACUGCGAGCUUCCCUGGAACCCAUGUGCCACCGAAUGUGAAUCUCCCACGCGUACUUCCUGUAAAGCCAGAGCCCUGGGAUGCCCGGCCCCAGCCUGCACCUCCUCGGUCCCCCAGGGGAUCCGGAAGGCCUACAGUGCCUGCGCACCCCUGUCCCGGCUCCUGGUUAAAAUAUGCACCAUCACACAGGAGAUCCAGGACGGGAAGAUCAUUUCCUCUCAUGAGCACGUGCAGCCUUGCUACAUCACCAGACUGGCCAAAGUCUAA